Molecule: messenger RNA, 228 nt
Organism: Colletotrichum spaethianum
Lineage: Eukaryota; Fungi; Ascomycota; Sordariomycetes; Glomerellales; Glomerellaceae
Exons: 1
Coding region: 1-228 (75 amino acids)
Source: RefSeq, a predicted model, not a curated record
AUGAAGUUCGUCGUCUUCAUCUCCGCAGCCGCCCUCCUCGUCUCCGGCGCGUCCGCGGCCUGGUGCCGCGACUGCAACUAUUACAACAUUGUCCAGGGCCGCUGCGACGCCUGCAGCAAGUCCGAGAUCUACUUUGGGUCCGUCCAGCGCUGCGUGAACUGCGGGUCCUCGUGCCCCGUUGCGCAGCCGGCGAGCGACUUUUCCGGGUCGACCGUGUAUGAAUGCUGA